Messenger RNA from Orussus abietinus, 971 nucleotides. Its product is annotated as protein FAM107B. Bases 91 to 828 code for a protein of 245 amino acids. Lineage: Eukaryota; Metazoa; Arthropoda; Insecta; Hymenoptera; Orussidae. The record is from RefSeq and is a predicted model, not a curated record. The transcript is spliced from 6 exons.
GGGAGUUGGCGCGCGCCGGCAUCCUGGAUUCCGUGAUUUGGAGCCUUCCCGGAGAGACGACUCGGUUUCCGGGAUUCUUGGGCCCGGAGGAUGGGCGAGAUCGCCAAGAGCCAGCGUAGGACCUACCGAGACCAGGAUCCCCCGCGAAUCCGCACCCGGAGCAAGGAGAACUCGUCGAGCCGGCCGAGACUCGAGAAGUGCCCGAGCGACCCGGACGUCCUCUCGGAGAGGCUCGAGCCGACCUCGGCGGAACCCUCGACCGGUAGUCGCGAUCGGGACUCGACCGGUUCCGGUCGGCCGAGGAGCGAGGAAUUCCUCGAGGAGCUCGUCGCCAAAGUGCCUUCCUGCAGACUCACCGCACAGGUGAUUACCAACGGCGUAAAGAGCGAGCCCGGCAGCUGUGACGGCCUGACGAACGGAAGAGAAAUGGCCCCGGUCCUGGGUGUUCCGCCCCCGCCGCCUGCCCCUCACAUGGGCCCGGAUGGUCUGAUUCUGCCCAGGAAACCGUACAAUCCCUGCUUGACGUCGGGUAGUCACAAGGACCUGCGUCGAGAGCUACUCUUCAAUCAGAAGAUAGGGAGGAAUGUUUUGAACCAGAAGAGCGAAUUGCAGCGAGCUUUGGAAAGACAGAGAGAAGCUGCCUCCAGAAAGGAAGCCGAGAGAAACCGAGAGGAAUCUUACAAGGAUGAUCCCAGGACAGCUUUGCAAAGGGCCAUUGAACAGAGGGCAAAACACAUACAACUCACGGAGCAACCACAACCUACGGAACCACCAAAUCCCUUGGUAACCGCAAGAGCAAAGUUACGGACUCGUACCGAUUCUCAGUGAAAGAAAAAAAAUCUAAUUGCUCAGAGUACGUUGUUACACUAAAAAGGAGAUAGUAGCGAAUUACAACGGUAUUUUCCCAGACUUUUAUAUGUAUUCGACUGCACUCGCCAUGUACAUAAAAACAAAAUGCAGGGUUUCACGAA